GCCACCGCGUCACAUCCAUGUGUCACAACAACAAAAGACGAUAAAAGCAAUAAUUGAUCAAAUGUUUUUUUUGAUUCACUACCGAUGUCAUUUGAGAGUAUGCAGCUUAUUAAUACAGUUUCAUCGGAAAUGAACCAAACUGACAGAUUUCACAAACGUUGAAGGCGAAAUAUCUGCUUUCCAGAUAUUAAAAUGAUUCGUAUCGCAGCGCUAAAUGCUGCUGCAACAGCAACAGAUGAGUCUCAGGACCCCUUGAGAAGCAACAAGAGUCAGACGAAAGAGGCCCAAGAAGCAGAGGCUUUUGCUUUAUAUCACAAGGCUUUAGAUCUGCAAAAACAUGACAAGUUUGAGGAGUCUGCCAAAGCCUAUCAUGAGCUCCUCAAAACUCCACUGCUCAAAGAGGCCCUGCCCUCAGAUGACCAGAGAGUUGGUCUCAAGCAUCCUGGACUGAUGUUGAAAUAUUCCACUUUUAAAAACUUGGCAAGCAUGGCUGCAUCUCGUGAUGACCUCGAAACAGCUAUGGAGUUUUAUUUGGAGGCAGUCAUGUUGGAUUCCACUGACGUGAACAUGUGGUACAAAAUUGGUCAGCUGGCUGUGCGGCUGGUGCGCAUCCCUCUCGCUCGCCACGCAUUUGAGGAGGGAUUGCACUGCAACGAAGACCACUGGCCGUGCCUGGACAACCUCAUAACUGUUCUGUACACACUCAGUGACUACACUUGCUGUUUGUACUUCAUUGCCAAAGCCCUACAGAAGGAUCAUUGUUAUACUAAAGGCCUAGUGUUGAAGGAAAAGAUCUUUCAGGAACAGCCUUGUUUAAAGAGGGAUACGAUGCAGAUGUUCCUGAAAUGCAACAUGUCAGUCCACUACGUGGUAGUGGAUGAAGAGGAGCGGAGAUCCAUCGUGGAGGAGGCUCUGGACAUAAGGAGGCGCAGGCAGGCUCUUUCUAGCUGUGACCCAAAGCCUGACCUGGUCCUGAUUCAGCCCAUCCUCUGCCUCUCGUGGAAGCAUGUCGGUGAAAAACUUCUUGCAAUGUACAAACAUCAGACCACAUGUGAGCCACCGCGCCCAAGCCUCGGCCGUAGAAUAGACCUGUCAGAGUACCGGGACCAGAACUUCCUCCAGACCCUCCCCCAGCCGAGCAGCCCCGUCAGCCUGGGUCAGCCCACGAUCCUGAGCAGCAGCCCCAGCUCUUCUCUGCCUCCAGUCAUCUUCCCUGAGCCACCAGUGCUGCCCCAUUCUGGCUCUCAACCUCAGGUUACCCUGAGUCAGACCACCGUGGAGGUCACAACCUCUGCUCCACCUACCGCUACAGCGAUGGAGGUUUCUCUGACGGAUAAAGCGAAGAAGGCUCCAAAAAGGAAGCGUGCGGUGGAGGAUAGUGGGGAAACGGCGAAGCGCCGCUCGGCACGUGUCAGAAACACAAAAUGCAAGAAAGAAGAGAAGAUUGACUUUCAGGAACUGCUAUUUAAAUACCUACCUUCCCGGUUAAAGAAGUUUGAUCCUGAUAAUGAUGACGAGAGCCUCAGUAAUCUUGAGGCGCAGUGCGAUGGGAAGGAGGAUAUCCAGCAGCUGCAUGGAAGUCUCCUGCCGGUGGACUCGGUUGAAAUCAUGGAAUCUGAGCAACAGGAUGUCCACACCUUCCUCAUCAGUAAUAUCACCAAUGGGGGUAUACUGGAUCUGAUGAUGUGCUACCUGAAAGCAGUUGGUGAGAAGUUCCUGGAGGAAUGGCCCCGGGGGCUGACGGCGGUGGUGCUGGAGGUCUAUCAGACCUGGAGGAAGCACAGCAGCGGCCUGCCCAACCCUCUGCUCCGGGACUGCAGCAACCAGCACAUCCGGAAAAUGUUGGCGAUGAGUCUGGCCUGCAUGGAGCUGCAGUUGGAACAGUGGUUACACAACAAAGGGAAGACUGUUACUCCCAGAAGAAGCAGCGGUGAUGAUGCAGCUGACUCAGACUUUCCAGGGCAGCACUUCCAGGGAGAUCUUUUACUCCUAGCUCUGGGUUCCUCCCAAAGAGAUCUCUUUGAGGACGACUGGUUAGACGUCAUGGUACGCGUCUACUGGCUGAAGGCACGAUUCUUGGCACUGCAGGGAGACAUGGAAUCGGCCCUCGAGAGCUAUGACGUGUGCACAGGCUUGUUGCAGAGCAAACCAAAGACCCCCGACAGGAAACACUACACUAUUAGCCUGCCUAAUCUGCGUGUAGAUGCAGCCAUAUCUGUGGAGGAGAUUGAUAAAAGGCUGAAGUCGCUGGAGCGCUGUCAGUCUCUAGAAGAGAUCCAGCGACUCUUCGAGUCUGCAGACUUCGAGUCGGUGGUGCGCCUGCUGCAGCCUACGCUUAAUUACGGAAACAGGAUCAAACCUAUGGAGUUUGUGAGCUCAGCACCAGAGCGUCCUGCACAGCUGAUGCUCCUGGAGAAUUCGCUGCUGAAGCUGCGGGACUAUCAGCAGUGUCUGGAGUGCAGCGAGCUGGCUCUGAACGAGGCCCUGCAGCAGCUCAGCUCUGCUCCCAGCGGCUCCGCCCCGAGCAAGGAGGAGUGGGUCAGCACCAUCAGGAAGUUGCUGGAUGGCAUAGAAGUCUGCUUCAGCGAAGAAUCUGGCCUGCUCAGCAAUGUUCCCCACUCCUCUAGCAUUGCUCGGCUGGCAAACAACCUCAUCCAGCUAAUUGAUCUCAGCAUGGCCAUUUCAGAUGAUCCCAAGGAGCCUUAUUUCUUCUCAGUCCUGCCUUGGAUUAUCCUCUAUCGCAUUAUUAAACACGAGGAGUCUGCGUUCGACUGUAUGCUGCGACAGCAUAUAUCUUUAGAUGAUGAUGAAGAUGAGUCGGACGUUCCCAUGCUGCCGUCCUCGCUCAUGCUUUUGAACACGGCACAUGAAUACCUUGGCCGUCGCUCCUUGUGUUGCAGCUCAGACGGCGCUCUCCUUAAAUUCUUUGUCCGAGUUUUGGAGAAAGAGUUUGCUUCAAGCCGCAACGAGAGCCAUCCCUAUAAAGAGGAGUUGGAGAUGGCGUUAGAACAGUGCUUCUUCUGCCUGUACGCCUACCCCAGCAAGAAGAGCAAGGCCCGCUACCUGGAGGACCACUCAUCGCCACAGGUGGAUCUUCUCUGGAGUGAUGUUCUCUUCAUGUUCCAGUAUUUCAAACCCAAGUCCUUGCCCGACUUCGACAGCUAUAAAACCAGCACGGUGUCCGCAGAGUUGGCCAAUCUGCUGAGGAGGUUUUCUGGCAUCGCCCCCGCGAGCGACACCCCCACCCUCACCAUGGAUGAAGUGGCCGCCUACAUCGAGGGGAUGACGGAAAAGGCCCCGGGCCUUCCUGAGGGGAGUUCCCCUGCACCUCCGAUCAUCAAUGAGAUCUACUACCUGCUGGCUGAUUAUCAUUUCAAAAAUAAGGAGCAGUCCAAAGCGAUCAAGUUCUACAUGCACGACAUCUGCGUGUGUCCCAAAAGGUUCGACUCCUGGGCAGGUAUGGCUUUGGCCAGGGCCAGCCGUAUACAAGAAAAGCUCAAUUCCAAUGAGCUGAAAAGUGACGUCCCCAUAUGGAAACACUCCCAAGCUGUGCUUAAUUGCUUUAAGAGGGCCCUGGAGAUAGACGCCUCCAACUUAUCCCUCUGGAUUGAGUAUGGCACCAUAUCAUACGCACUGCAUUCAUUUGCCUCACGGCAGCUCAAGCAGUGGAGAAACGAGCUUCCUCCAGAGGUUGUUAAACAGAUGGAGGAAAGGAGAGACUCCAUGUUGGAGACGGCGUCUCAGUGUUUCCAAGGGGCCUCCCGUUGUGAGGGGGACAGUGAUGAAGAAGAGUGGCUCAUUCACUACAUGCUGGGGAAGAUAGCAGAGAAACGCAAGAAACCUCCAGUAGAAUAUCUGCAUCUUUACAAAAAGGCAGCACACUAUCUGCAUGAAGAAGCUGCCAGGUAUCCUAGGAAAAUUCAUUACCAUAACCCUCCCGACCUGGCCAUGGAGGCUCUGGAGUUGCAUUUCCGUCUGAGUGCCACCAUCCUGAAGUCACUAGAGGCUGGUGAUGCAGAUCUGGAUCAUGAGCUCCUGUUCAACUUGCUGGUUGAAGCAGCUACAGGGUCAUUUGCAAGGGGGGAAGAGAAGAGUAUGCCAAGCAUGCCGAGAUCCCAUGAAAAAGAAAAACCAUCCUCAAUGAUGGAUGAAGACUUUAACUGUUCCCCAGUUUGCAUAGGGAAUGUCCUCAGCUCCUCCCUUCCAUCAGCUGCCACUCCAGGUCUGACAUCUCCUCCUUACGUGGCCACGCCAUUUGACCAUGAUUACGCCAAACGCAAAACACUCCGAAGGCAGCAGUGGCAGCAGCAACGGCAUGAGGAGCGGCAGGCUGAUGCCUCACCAGGGUUUGACCAUGAUUACUGCCUGCCCUCGUCUGCAAUAUGGCUGGCUUCCCUCAAUGAGCGCAGUCAGGAUAGCGAGAUGGUGUUGCUUUCUGACUCAAACUCCACCCAGGAUCCCUUCACAGAUCCCACCAGCUCACAGGACAGCAGCCACAAACCUGCCUCCGUCAAAGCCAUGUCGUCAUCGUCAGAAAGCACCACGCCCGUGAAGGACGGGCAGCCCGCACCCGAGGACACAGCCUCACAUAAAGAUCAUAUCGGCAUCCAAACGGAGGAGAAAUGUGUCCAGGAGGAAGUAGAAACCCUGGUGCUGAUAGUUCCUGAAGAUUCUGCCACUAAAGUCCCCACGGACCCCGGUCCUCUUCCCCUUCCAGUCCCGGCCACCCCUCCGAAGCUCACGCCCUCCCAGCAGGCGGCUGCUCAGACUCCAGCCAGCGAUGGGAAGAAGAAGCCAGAGCCCCCCGUGGAGGUGAUUGAAGUGCCCAAAGCCCUGCCCGCCGAUCGAGCCGAUCAGAGGCGAAUGCUGGUGGAAAUGUGCGUCCGCGCGCUCUUUCUCUGCCUCAGCCGCUUCCCCCAGCACUACAAGAGUCUGUACCGCAUGGCCUACUUCUACAGCAGCAGCCGUAGCCACCAGAACCUACAGUGGGCCAGAGAUGUGUUGCUAGGAAGCAGUGUCCCAUGGCAACAGCUAAAGCACAUGCCAGCACAAGGACUUUUCUGUGAAAGGAACAAGACGAAUCUAUUCAAUGGGAUCUGGCGUAUUCCAGUGGAUGAGAUUGAUCGCCCAGGAAGUUUUGCAUCUCAUAUGAACCGAUCUAUAGUUCUCUUGCUGGAGGUGCUGUCUCAGCUAAAAGAUCACGAUACUCUGCUGAAAGUCUCUUUCAUGCUGCAUAGAACCCCUGACCAAGGAAAGAAGUAUUUACGCGAUGUUGAUCGCCAGGUUUUGGCCAAGAGAGCAUUUUUCCUAAGUGUAAAAGUCCUGGAAGACAAUCUGAACACACUCUCAGGGUCGGAGCAGCUUCCCAAAGCGCCUGCGCCCUCUAUGGGGGAGAUGACCACAACAGACGCAUCCAAAAGGCCCAGUUCAGAGGACAGCAAACACACGCCGCCUAAAAAGCCCGGGCUCGCAGAGGGAACCUGUGCCACGGACACCGGGCUCAGGGAGACCUCUCAGGCACAGCUCACCCCGCCGCUGCUGCCGACAGAUAAAGGGAGUAAUCAUCAGGAGGGCUUUCCCGGGAAGGUGGAGACUGCUGGGAAUGAGGGGCACAAAGCAGCGCCGGAGGAACCCAUGGAGCUGGCCGCGAGCCAUUGGAGGAAGCCCUCUAGCACCGCGGAUUCUCAGGGCGGCCAGAUGGACGCCGGGAGCUCCGUAAGUGGAUUAGACGCCCAGCAGAAAGUGACUGAAAUCAGCCGGACACCGGAUCUGUCUCUGGAGGAGCUGAGCAUCAGUUCCAGACAGCAGCAGCUUCAAGCCUCAGCACUAAAGCUCACUAUUGCAGCCAGCGGGACCGAUCAGGGCUUACUACGAAAGCCAAACAGGAAAAGGAAACUUCUAGAGGAUGUGGAGUCGGGAAAAACCCUUCUGCUCGACGCGUACCGAGUGUGGCAGCAGGGUCAGAAAUUCAUGACCUACGACCUGGGACGCAUCGAGAAGAUCAUGUCAGAGACUUAUAUGCUCAUAAAACAGGUUGAUGAGGAUGUAGCUCUGGACCAGGCCGUAAAGUUCUGCCAGAUACAGCUGGCAGCUUCUGCACAAAGACAGCAGCCUGCUGGAGACGCCCCGACCACACCCAAGUUUACCAAGGAGCACAGAGACAUCUUCUUCCCCGCGUCCCUGCCGACGCCCGUCCUGCUCAGCCACUCCACCUUCCACCCGCUGUCCUGCAAGGACGGCCAGGCCAAGGCAGCGUACGAACCCCUGAGCAAGCUUCCCCGACCUCCGGCCUCUUUCUACGACCCGUCGCAGCAGAGGAGAGCAGCCGGCCAGUCGGCUGCAGCCAUGGCCUUCCUGCCCCACACAGAGGAGCGGGAGGAGCCGUCGGAGGGACUUCUGUACCGGCAGCAGGAGUCACAUCUUUGUCAGCAGAUGAAACUCGCCACCGUCUCCCAGGGGCAAGAGCCGCCAGCCGGCUGGUUCCAGGAGGAACCCGCAACAUGUAGCAGCACACGCCCAGACCAGCAGCAGUAUUCCAGCAACGAGCUGUCCAAGCUUCCAGAUCCCUGCAGAAUCCGCUCCAGAAUCCCAGCCAACAUGCCAAAGCUUUUCAUCCCUUCCACCGUCACCAAGUUCCCACCAGAAAUCACAGUAACGCCUCCGACCCCCACGCUGCUGUCCCCUAAAGGCAGCAUCUCAGAGGAAACCAAACAGAGACUUAAGAACGUUAUCUUGUCCUCCCAGUCUGCCGCCACCGUCAAGAAGGACACGCUGAGCCAGCCGGCGCUGGAGGUGCAGGAGACGUCCAGCCAGGAGUCGUCGCUGGAGAGCGAGUCGGACGAGGAGGACGAUUACAUGGACAUCUGAGAGUGAACUGUCGUCACGUCCUGGCCCGACUGACAAACGUCUUUUCAAAAAAGGAUUUGUUUCUAGUGCAACUACAAACGCAUGGAGUGCUGCUGGGUGUAUGAAAAGUAUACUUCAGGUGCUCUUCGGCAUGGGGAUCCAAAAGAUUGAAAAACAAUUUAGAAAAACCGAGGCACUCAAGAAGUUAGAAAAAUAUAAAAAGCCUUUAUUGAA
Messenger RNA from Cololabis saira (Pacific saury), 7080 nucleotides. It is a transcript of the gene cabin1, whose product is annotated as calcineurin binding protein 1. The record is from RefSeq and is a predicted model, not a curated record. The coding region runs from base 193 to 6867 and encodes 2224 amino acids. Gene Ontology annotation, molecular function: nucleosome binding; protein binding. Lineage: Eukaryota; Metazoa; Chordata; Actinopteri; Beloniformes; Belonidae. The transcript is spliced from 38 exons. Gene Ontology annotation, biological process: chromatin organization. Gene Ontology annotation, cellular component: nucleus.